This is a messenger RNA of Coregonus clupeaformis (lake whitefish), 4411 nucleotides long. Its product is annotated as cAMP-specific 3',5'-cyclic phosphodiesterase 4D-like. The record is from RefSeq and is a predicted model, not a curated record. Bases 712 to 2559 code for a protein of 615 amino acids. The transcript has 10 exons. NCBI's taxonomy places the organism in Eukaryota, Metazoa, Chordata, Actinopteri, Salmoniformes, Salmonidae. Gene Ontology annotation, cellular component: nucleus; perinuclear region of cytoplasm; cytosol. Gene Ontology annotation, molecular function: 3',5'-cyclic-AMP phosphodiesterase activity. Gene Ontology annotation, biological process: signal transduction.
UAGAGGAAGAGGUUUGUGUGUUUGGAAGGGGGUCUUUGCUUUGUUUUAGACUUCUCCUUUGUUGAUGACUCCUCAUCAUGAGAAGCUGAGGAAGUUUUCCUGUUUUUCAUUCCAGAUAUCCUUAGGAAGAGUGUUGAUCAUGGAGAGAUGCGUGAGACGGAUUUUCCUGCAAUCCCAGAUCGGGGAAUCCUUUGGGCUGGAUAAAGCACAACUCCGUCCGGACCGUUGAAAGAUUUGUGUGUAAACACUGGAUUCCGUGUGUGUGUUUUGUUUUCUGCUCGUGGAGCAGGGGGGGGUGCUUUGCUGUCUUUUCCCUCAAGGGCUUUUGCAAGGCUGGGCUCAUUCUAUUGUGACAUUGUGGAACUAUUUCUCCCCUAGAUGCUAGAACUGUGGAUUCUAGAACUGUAUGUUGUGGAUUCUUGAACCGCUCACUCUGGAUUGUAGAACUGUGCAUUGUGGAUACUAGAAUUGCACUCCGUGGAACAUUCUCUCCUUGGGAUUCUAGAACUACUUCUACUACUACUGUAACUACUCUCAGGAGGACUGAGAGAGGGACAGAUGGGUGAUUGUUGAUGCUUUAGGGGUUAUCAAAGACACUUAGCUACAAUUAGAGACCAUCUCAGAGACUAGUCUUUUCCCCCUUUUAAAUCUAUCUCUGUGGGGACGCUAUCAUCACCAUUGCCAGAUUUUGCUCUCUAAGCCCCCCUUACUAUGAAGAGUCACCCAUGCGUCCACACUGGCAACCCGGGCAUGGUGCUCGUCUACGGAGUCAUCGCUGACAAAACACAAGAGAUGACAUCGCACAGCCCUGUCAAGCGCCUCAAAACUGACCACCACCACUCACCACCCCUCCCUGUCCCUGUUCCCCUGUCCCCUGUCCCCUGUCUCCCCCCUCCAGAGGAGGCCUACCAGAAGCUGGCCACGGAGACGCUGGAGGAACUGGACUGGUGCCUGGACCAACUGGAGACCCUGCAGACCAGACACUCUGUCAGCAAGAUGGCCUCCACCAAGUUCAAGAGGAUGUUGAACAGGGAGCUGUCUCACCUGUCUGAGAUGAGUCGCUCGGGGAACCAGGUCUCUGAGUUCAUCUCCAGCACCUUCUUAGACAAGCAGCAUGACGUGGAGAUGCCAUGUCCGCAGAUGCAGAAGGAGAGGACGGACAAGAAGAGUGCCAAGCCAAUGUGUCAGAUCAGUAGUGUGAAGAAGCUGCAGCACAGCACCAGCCUCACCAACUCUAAUAUACCACGCUUUGGGGUCAAGACCGGGACAGAGGACAAACUGGCAAAGGAGCUUGAGGACGUCGAUAAAUGGGGCCUUAAUCUUUUUAAAGUCACCGAGCUUUCGGGGAACAGGCCUUUAACAGUCAUGAUGUACACAAUUUUCCAGGAAAGAGAUUUAUUAAAAACAUACAAAAUACCAUUGGACACCUUUAUAACCUACCUGAUGACUCUAGAAGACCAUUACCAUGGUGAUGUAGCCUAUCACAAUAACAUCCAUGCUGCUGAUGUCACCCAGUCCACUCACGUGCUGCUGUCCACGCCUGCUCUAGAGGCUGUGUUCACAGACCUGGAAAUCCUAGCUGCCAUCUUUGCUAGUGCUAUUCAUGACGUAGACCACCCGGGGGUCUCCAACCAGUUUCUCAUCAGCACCAACUCAGAGCUGGCCCUCAUGUACAAUGACCCAUCAGUCCUGGAGAACCACCACCUGGCCAUGGGCUUCAAGCUGCUGCAGGAAGAGAACUGUGACAUCUUCCAGAACCUGACCAGAAAACAACAUCAGUCGCUCAGGAAGAUGGUCAUAGACAUAGUACUAGCUACUGACAUGUCCAAGCACAUGAAUCUUCUGGCGGACCUGAAGACCAUGGUGGAGACCAAGAAAGUCACCAGCUCUGGAGUGCUACUACUAGAUAACUACGAUGACAGGAUACAGGUACUCCAGAACAUGGUGCACUGUGCAGACCUCAGUAAUCCCACCAAGCCCCUGCAGCUGUACCGCCAGUGGACCGACCGCAUUAUGGAAGAGUUCUUCAGCCAGGGGGACAGGGAGCGAGAGAGAGGCAUGGAGAUCAGCCCCAUGUGUGACAAACACAACGCCUCUGUACAGAAGAGCCAGGUGGGGUUCAUCGACUACAUCGUCCACCCUCUGUGGGAGACGUGGGCUGACCUGGUGCACCCUGACGCCCAGGACAUCCUGGACACUCUACAGGACAACAGGGAGUGGUACCAGAGCACCAUCCCCCAGAGCCUCUCGCCCACCCUGUACAAAUCCGACCACAGCAGCAGCCGCCCUCCUGGGGACAAAUUCCAGUUCGAGCUCACACUGGAGGAGGACGAAGAGACGGACACGGAGAAAGACAGCGUGAGUCAACCAGAGGAGGGGCAAGAGGAGGAGAAUAGUUGUGACUCGAAAUCCACAGAGAUCCCGUUGAACGAACAGGUGGAAGAGGAGGAGGAGGAAGAGGGUGAAGGGCGACGCCGGGUACCGAGUAUGGCGGAGGUGGAGGGAGAGGGGGAAGGGAAAGAGGAGGGCGAGGAGGAGCAGAGAGCGACUGACACAUAGCAGCAGGCAAAACUGCACGGGUUGCCAAACUGCGAAAGAGAGACUGUCACGUUACCACGUCUCAAGGGAUAAGGUGAAUACUAGUAAUUGCCAUGAUGUCAGUAAUACUGCGUCGUCAGGAGUUCCAAAGCGCACGUUGUACUCCUCAAGCCCAGGCCUCUCCUCACUACACUCCGACUAGAGGCGAUAUGGGGGCACAGACCCCCACAGACCCCCCUCCUCCCCUCCCCCCAGGACUCCUUGGAGCUCCACACUUUUGCACUCAGGAAAUGUUUUGUCGACUUUAUUGCCUCCAUUUUUGUUUACAUUCUGGUUUGUUCGGCCUGUCGGGAGCGAGGUGUAUGUCUGUCGACGCUUGGUGGGUUUGAGUUCAAAGGCCAAACUCCACCUCUCCUCUAGCUCCUCCCACUUCUUGUCAGUGCAGGAAGUAAACAGGAAGUGUUCUUUAACUCCCUGACUGAGCACAUGGGCAACACAUAGGAUGCUUGGAACAGUCCCAACUGUAGCAUCAUCGGAGGACAGAAAAAAACGGGGAAGAUGGACUGCAAGGUGACCCCAGUCCACUAAUAUGAUCUGAAAAAACUAUGAUGGAUAUUAUAGGGAGAGACAAAGACAUAUAUUGUGAGAUGAUUUCAAAGAUAACUUUUUUUCUAAAGUUCAAGUCUUCCUUAAAACCAGACUGGCAGAAAAUGCAGCCGCAACGCUGUUUUUGACUUCAUCAGUUUUGUACAUAAAACUGAGUUAUUUUUGUAGAUUUUACUUUUGUUACCGAGAGACAGAAAGAGAAAAAAGCAGAGGAAGAUGUUCAAUUGAGAAUCUUCUUCGUCAUUUAUUGCAACCAUUGUAACUUUAUUUUUUGAGAAGAGAUAUAUAGCAUCAUAAUGGGUGUGGUCUUUCCUGGAAUGUGUGCUUCUACUGCGUGGAGGUGACUAAGGUCUUUACACUCACUCAGUUUUUUAAAAAUAUUUUAUAACUUCUCACCAAGGUAUUUCAGAUAGAAGCAUCUUAUUUGAACGUGUGGUAUUCUGCUUGAGAGCUUUGGGGUUAUUCAUGUAACUUUACUGCAGGUUUAAAUGUACCACCUGUUUUUAUUUUUCAUAACAGAAAGAAGCCGGUAACUACUGACCUUAAGAAUAUAAUAAUAAUGUAUAAUGUGCGUAUGCCAUUUUUCCAUUUCAAUAUGAUAUGUCUUGUUAACAUCCUGAGUAUGAUGCAUGUAGCGAUCAGUUCUAUCCAAUCAAACUUACUAUACAAAUAGACUAUCCAAUCUAUCUAUACAUUGUUAAAUCUGUUUUGAAAUAGGUGGUACAUGUUUCUCAGCUGUUAAAGUUAGAGUCAGCGAUAUGACGUAGAUGCAGAACGUAAACAGCAACAUGGGUUAAUUUCCGCAACAACUAAGAGUGUUGAAAUGCGAGGCUCAACUUUUCCGAUGUUUUGGUCCCGUGGCUACUACGUUGUAAAUGCGUGAAGCGAACCCAUGCACAUGCGCAGAUAAUGUGUGUGACUAUCCGAGAGCGAAGUCGUGCAUCUUGCGCAUCGCAAUAUCUGUGGUGCUGCUCGUGGCAAUGUAAUUUCGCCGACUCUACCUUUUAAGGUUUAUGAAUAACCCCCAUUGACCAUCAGUAAGCCUCCAUAAACACUCCUAGUUCUCAACAGUGUUGGUUACAAUUACAACUAGUAAUUUAACUAUAUUUUGCAGUAGCUUGGUGGUAGUUUAACUCAAUUCAAAUCUAGGUAGUAUUUUCAGUAGUUAAUUACUUUUUGCCAUGUAGCGGUUUAGCUAAUGGCCCUGUGUAGCUCAGUUGGUAGAGCAUGGCUCUUGCAACGCCAGGGUGGUGGGUUCGAAUCCCAC